Molecule: messenger RNA, 1287 nt
Organism: Pseudoliparis swirei
Lineage: Eukaryota; Metazoa; Chordata; Actinopteri; Perciformes; Liparidae
Gene: bbs5
Product: Bardet-Biedl syndrome 5
Exons: 12
Coding region: 90-1118 (342 amino acids)
Biological process (GO): intracellular transport; cilium assembly
Cellular component (GO): ciliary basal body; BBSome
Molecular function (GO): phosphatidylinositol-3-phosphate binding
Source: RefSeq, a predicted model, not a curated record
AGGUUUAGCCAGACUGUGGUUAGUUUAGCUAGCGAACCAACGCUAGUAAACGUGAACAAACUAAGCCGAGGGGGUUGUUACCUGCAGUCAUGUCAUCUGCUUUCGAUGCUCUGUGGGAGGACAGAGAUGUUCGCUUCGACAUAACAGCACAGCAGAUAAAAACACGUCCAGGAGAAGCACUCAUCGACUGCCUGGACUCCAUCGAAGACACGAAAGGAAAUAACGGAGAUCGAGGACGACUGUUGGUAACAAACCUGAGGAUCAUUUGGCAUUCUUUGGCCCUGCCAAGAGUCAAUUUGUCUGUGGGUUACAACUCCAUCCUUAACAUCACAACAAGGACAGCUAACUCAAAAUUGCGAGGCCAGACAGAAGCGCUCUACAUCUUGACAAAGUCCAACAACACAAGAUUUGAGUUCAUUUUUACCAAUGUGGUUCCUGGAAGUCCCCGGCUCUUUACUUCUGUUAUUGCGGUCCACAGAGCCUACGAGACAUCUAAAAUGUACAGAGACUUGAAAUUACGAGCCGCUCUCAUUCAAAAUAAGCAGCUGAGACUCUUGCCCCGGGAGCAAGUGUGUGAUAAAGUUAAUGGAGUUUGGAAUUUAUCCAGUGAUCAGGGUAACCUUGGCACCUUCUUUAUCACUAAUGUUCGGAUCGUGUGGCAUGCCAAUAUGAACGAGAGCUUCAAUGUCAGCAUUCCUUACCUUCAGAUUUGGUCUAUCAGAAUAAGAGACUCAAAGUUUGGCUUGGCUUUGGUGAUAGAGAGUUCACGCCAGAGUGGUGGCUAUGUGCUCGGCUUUAAGAUCGACCCAGUGGAUAAGCUUCAAGACGCACUGAAGGAAAUCAACUCCUUGCAUAAGGUGUACUCCGCCAACCCCAUCUUUGGAGUGGAGUACGAAAUGGAAGAAAAGCCCCAGCCGUUGGAAGAGCUGACAGUAGAACAGCUUCCUGAUGACGUGGAAAUUGAGCCCGAUGAGCAGACUGAUGCUUUUACUGCUUACUUUGCUGAUGGAAAUAAGCAACAAGACCGUGAGCCCGUUUUCUCCGAGGAGCUGGGCCUCGCCGUUGAGAAGCUGAAGGACGGCUUCACACUUCAAGGGCUGUGGGAAGUCAUGGGCUGAAACGAUUGGAGAUUAUGUCAUGUCAAAAGUUGUACAGUUUGUUCAUUGAUACUAUUUUAUGAAAGGACAUAUUUAUUGUGAGGAUAUUGUACAAAACAGGUUCUUGUAAUGGCUAGAAUGUAAAAAAAACAAUGCAGUUUUAAAGUUAUUAAAUGCAUUUAAAUAGAUA